UUACACGGUAUUACCUUAUCUUACCCUAAUCUCCUCUACACACAACAGACGCCAUCAUACCAAAUAUCAUCCGUCUCUGUUUAUCUCUUCACCCUCACGACGUCAGGUCCUUGACUCCGGCAACAUCACACACAACCAGCGGACCACCACCUGUCUCCACCUUUUCUGUCACCGUUGUCCGCCACUUCUGCCUUCUGUCAAGAUGAGUAGCCGUAACCCUAUCCCGUAGCCACGAUCAACCACCUUUUCGUUCGAUUCUUAACAAACCACAGCGAUCGGAUACAAAAUGGAUCUGGAAUUUGUGACUAGCAUGCAACGAUUUGGGGGAACGCGGUCGGAUACAAAUGGAUCUGGAAUUUGUGACUAGCAUGCAACGAUUUGGGGGAACGCGGUCGGAUACAAAUGGAUCUGGAAUUUGUGACUAGCAUGCAACGAUUUGGGGGAAACUCUGAGUUAACCAUGGUUGCUGGUAGGGUUGCUCAUCCAGUGUUGAAAGGCCCAAGUGUGGUCAAGGAGUUAAUCAUUGGAUGGGUUAGCUUGUGGUGGUGCAAAAGAUCCAAUAGAGUUUUUGUUGAUUUGCUACUUAAGCCCACUGAAGAGGAUCUGAAGAUAUGGCCUCACAGCUUUGAGUAUCGACUGAGGGUUACUUUGGGACCUGCUGGAGACUUGAUAUUGACAUCCCGGAUCAGAAAUACAAAUACUGAUGGAAAGCCGUUUACUUUUACAUUUGCAUAUCACACCUAUUUCUCUGUUUCUGAUAUCAGAAGAUUCGUUCACAGGUGUGGUGCUAGACAAUCUGGGAAUCUAGGUUCAUCUGAGGAUGCACUUGAUGGGAUUCUUGGUUUUGGAAAAUCAAAUUCAUCAAUCAUUUCACAGUUGGCUUCAUCUGGAAAAGUUAAAAAGAUGUUUGAACAUUGUCUAGAUGGUGACAAUGGUGGUGAGAAGCAGGAGUUACAAAGAUGCAAAGAUGCAGGUAAUCAAAGACCUGCAUAUCCUUCCUUCAAACCAACCAAAGACUGGGAUAAGCUUGAAGCCCAAGUGAAAAAGGAGGAAAAAGAUGAAAAACUGGAUGGGAAUGCAGCUCUUAACAAGUUUUUCCGUGAUAUUUACAAAGAUACAGAUGAUGAUACAAGAAGGGCCAUGAGGAUAUCUUUUGUGUUUAUCUACCAGAAUCGGUAUUCUCACAUAGCCAACUUUAUGUGGCAAGUUUUAUGUGAUCAACAAGGGCUAGCUGAUGAAGCAACAUGA
Messenger RNA from Lactuca virosa, 1248 nucleotides. NCBI's taxonomy places the organism in Eukaryota, Viridiplantae, Streptophyta, Magnoliopsida, Asterales, Asteraceae. The record is from the annotation of a GenBank genome assembly.